AUGAAACACCCACUUCUAGCUAACCCAGUACGCUGGCUCCGAGGAGCGCAAAAGCGCCAUUCUGCCAGUCUCUAUGACACUUCCGCUUACGAUACCACCACAUUGGCAUCAAGCCCUUUUGCCCAGGCGCUCCUGGCUACCAGACAAGAUAUCCUGGGUAAAAGGUUCCCCAUAGGCAACAUGAUCCAGAUGAUUGUGGAGCGAAAAGGACACAACAAUUAUGAGAUUGUGCCUGUACUAGAGAAACCAACAAAGGGGACACAUCCAGGUAGCUACGUGAUGAACAGAGCUCUGUACAUUGACUUUGCCCAGAAGAGGAUGUUUCUACCGGUACCGCUGAAGAGAAGACAAAGGGACCUCAAUAUCAUGAACAUCACCAAGGUCGUUGCCAAAUUCAACGAUGUACACAGAGAACAGCUUGAAGGAAGAAUUCAACUUCUCAUGGAAAACAGAAAGAAGGGAACUGGACCAGGUCUUUGGGCUGUACCGAAGUCUGGUGAAACAUGGCUACUGUGGGACGGGUCAAUACCACAGCUUCAUACAAGCACAGUCAAAGAGCCUGUGUUUCUUCCGUACAAAGAGAAUACGGCUUUGUGCCUACUAGUACUCAAGCACGCCAGGUUCUGCGAUUACCCCAAAGGCACUUAG
Candidozyma auris is the source of this 648-nucleotide messenger RNA. RefSeq lists its product as uncharacterized. The transcript has a single exon. The record is from RefSeq and is a predicted model, not a curated record. NCBI's taxonomy places the organism in Eukaryota, Fungi, Ascomycota, Pichiomycetes, Serinales, Metschnikowiaceae. The coding region runs from base 1 to 648 and encodes 215 amino acids.